AAAUUCUUAAUUGACCUCCUAACGACCUCUCUCGGUGGUGCUUACGGUCACUUCUCUGAUGUUGACAUCGGCCUCGUUCGUAUCUUGCUGCAGGGUAUGUUUUAAUUCGCGUUCACACGGCUUUUCAGUGGCAUCUCUAUUUCUGAGCCAUACUUGCCAGCUUAUGGUCAAGUGUUGUACAUGAUAUACAUGAUUUUUUGUUUUUUUGUUCUCGGUAGUCGUUUGCGCGGCUAAGCUAGCCUUAACAUAGCUAUAAUGACUUGGAUAUAAAUUAUUAAUUGUCUCAAGACGUAAGAGUACAGUGAAGGCGAGGGGCUCAGUGUAUCAGCCAAGGUCAGAUAAGCUCGUUAUCGUUAGUUUGUUAUGUUCGCUGUCAGUACAGAGCAUAUUGUGGCAAUGGACCGCUUUCUUUUCACAUGUUUUCGGUUGUAGUGAUAGCAUCACGAGCCUGUUGAAUAUUGUAGUUGCUGAACGUCAGAUCAUCUAUAAACAUGGCCUGUGAUAUCGGUGAUUUAGAAAGCAUUGAUCUUGGUUCUCUCGCCAUUGGGGCAAGCAACGUCAGUGUCCGUCGUCAGCGACCAAUGCGGCAAAACUUGGCCAUCCCAGGUCGCGCCAUGAGGUGUUCAGCCGUCAAUUCAUAUCAAGCAAUGCCCAUGCCGCCACUGGACUUUAACGAGGGAAAUCAUAGGACGGACCAGAUGUGCAGUUCAAACGUUCACCCCAACCCAGUUGCGCAAGUCGCCACAAAACCAGCACCACAGCAAGGCUAUUGUCCGAUGGAUGCACAGACUUCUCCUAUGUCCGCACUUGGAUUUCUAACCAACAAAACGAUCGAGCGUUUCUUUCCUCAGCAGAUUGAUGCGAAACUUUUCAACUGUGCGAAUCAAUUCAUAAACAAUACCGGAACAUCGAACAAUAUGCCGGCGGUGCGGCAACAUAGUAUGAACAAUACCCCAGCAUAUCCUGCCAUGUCCAACCAGAAUAAAUUCCCAUCCGAACGUGCUUACCAUAGGAACUUCUACCACCAACCACACCAACAUGCAUCAAACAAUACCAUGGACACGGCAAUGUUUCACCAGCGUGCUUUCCCACAUCCCAAUGCCUCGAAUCAUCCUUGUGUUAAAAUGGAGUGGAAUGGAUUCAAUCCAGACCAUCAGCUUCCUGUUUUCGACAAUUAUUCCAAACCACUUAUGCCUAUGCAGCUAUAUGGAGGACGUGAGAGAAAUCCCAUUGAGAGCUCGGUGUCGCCUACUAGUGUUGGUCUCAACAACCACACAGGGGAAAAAUGUAGGGCUUCUCCCGACAGCGUCGGCCUCUCAUCCACUGGCAGCAGUUACUCUGGUUCGGAAUCCGAUGGUCUUCACCCCGGCCAAUGUCCGCCCUCCCCACCCCCACCACCUCGUAUAUACAAACCCUGUUUUGUAUGUGGAGACAAAUCAUCUGGUUAUCAUUACGGAGUGGCAUCUUGCGAGGGUUGCAAGGGCUUCUUUCGACGUAGUGUGCAGAAGAACAUGCAGUAUACUUGUCAUCGUAACAAACAAUGUCUCAUCAACAAGUCUACAAGGAGCCGAUGUCAGUAUUGCCGCUUGCAGAAAUGCAUCCAAGCUGGGAUGCUACGUGAAUCGGUCAGAAACGAUCGUAACAAGAAGCGUGGAAAGGAAAAGGAAGGAAAGUCGGAUCAGAAUGGAGUUGACGAGCCUUCGUGUUCACCUGAAAUCGAAGCGUUAGUUACAUCUGUUCAUAAAUUUCAUGUUGAAACUUUUCCACUCAGCUCAGAAUUAAAGAAAUAUCAAAUUCCUUCCCCGCCGAUUGUGAAAGACACUAGUGCGAAGACGGACAGCAACUUAUGGGAGAAAUUCGCUGAACUAUCCACCAAAUGUAUUGUGAAGAUAGUAGAGUUCGCUAAGGGGAUCCCAGGGUUCCAGGACUUCACAAUAGCUGACCAAAUUACGCUGUUGAAAUGCGCUUGCCUAGAAGUGCUGUUUCUUCGAAUUUGCUCACGGUUUUCACCAGAGCACGACACGAUGACUUUCUCGGAUGGCCUCACACUUACACGCAAACAAAUGAGGGUGUGCGGGUUCGGACCAAUUACGGAACAGGUUUUCUCGUUCGCACAAUCUUUGCAUCCGUUAAACGCUGACGCCACAGAAAUCGGCUUGCUCAGUGCUAUUUGUCUCGUAUCCGCAGAUCGAGUUGACCUCGAGGAGCCCGACAAAGUUGAGUUGCUGCAAGAGUCUUUGGUCGAAGGUUUGAAAUAUUAUGCUCGGAAAAGAAGGCCGCACACGCCACAAGUUUUUCCAAAACUUAUAAUUAAAAUCUCAGACCUUCGAAGCAUCAGCUUGAAAGGCGCUGACAGAGUAGUAACUGUAAAAACCGAGAUUCCGUGCGGAGCCAUGCCACCCCUUAUGUCCGAGAUGUUGGAAAACGACGAGGUCGAAUAAGAUGCUCUCGUGAUUACGUCACAAAUCCAAUUCAUUCAUAAUAAUAGUGUUAAUUAUGUUGUGCAAUUCGCUUAUUGUGGUAAGCGUCUUUGCACACCAAGCAUCACAAUUUUAUUUGUGACGUCACAUUCAUGGGGUGUCAGCCUUCUUGCCAUUGUAAAAAAUAAACUUAUAUCGUGUAUGACGUCACAGUAGUACCCGAAGCGGCCGUUUUGAGGUAUCUCACUUCGAAUUCGCGAAGCAUUAUUUAUAGCUUCAUUUCGUUAAAUUUUGUGAUUUUUUUGUUCAAAGUUCAGAUGAUGUGAAUUACAUUCACUCUGGAAAACUACCAGUUUAAUUUUGAAAUAUUUUAUCUGUAAAGUGCCUUUUGCCGACGGAAAUUCAGUGUUAGGUCAUUUUUAAUUCGAACCCACAAUUUUUUAUUUUACUUUUUACCCAGAAAAACUUUUAUCACGAUAUCCGUUUUAUAGAAGCGUUUUAUCGUUUUUGAACCACAAAUUUUAGUCUGACCGUCUGUAGCACAUCUGUGUUGUUUUCGUAAAUUGCCGUGGUCAUAGUACAGAACUACUGGCAUUGCUGUGCGUAAAGUAUGAGAAACUGGCAAACUGUGCAUUACAAUAUUCUAUAUACUUGCCUAUGCGUCGGAUUGCUCGUAAUAAAGUGUAAUAAUUUCA
Molecule: messenger RNA, 3115 nt
Organism: Ciona intestinalis (vase tunicate)
Lineage: Eukaryota; Metazoa; Chordata; Ascidiacea; Phlebobranchia; Cionidae
Gene: rar
Product: nuclear receptor
Biological process (GO): retinoic acid receptor signaling pathway; cellular response to corticotropin-releasing hormone stimulus; regulation of transcription by RNA polymerase II
Cellular component (GO): transcription regulator complex; nucleus
Molecular function (GO): nuclear glucocorticoid receptor binding; nuclear receptor activity; RNA polymerase II cis-regulatory region sequence-specific DNA binding
Source: RefSeq, a predicted model, not a curated record